Molecule: messenger RNA, 534 nt
Organism: Iphiclides podalirius (scarce swallowtail)
Lineage: Eukaryota; Metazoa; Arthropoda; Insecta; Lepidoptera; Papilionidae
Source: the annotation of a GenBank genome assembly
AUGUUAACCGUUAAACCGGCCUCCCGUGAGCGGCUAACCUUGACAAGGACGCACGGGUGCGGUCACCGGUUUCCAUACCGUAUAACGCGCGCGGUGACCACGAAAUUUGGCCCUCUCUGGACCGAUCCUAAACAAUUAUAUCGCUUGACCGCAUCCUUCCACAUCUACGUUACCAAGCAGCAUCCGCUCUCCUCACAAAAGCGGCGUUGGCGAGCAUGGGGGGGUCUGUUGUCGCACCAUAGGACACCGGGGUUCGUCCUACAUAAAAUUCCGUCGCACCCCCGCCCCCUCUUCCCCGAGACACCAUCCUGCUGCCCGGGCUCCCCUUGGAGCCUGGCCAUUUGUCGCCGACGUUCGGCGGAAUUAAAAGCUGCAAAACUGCACAAUGCGCUCCGUUUUUUGUUCGAGAGCGAACGCUGCAGUAGCGUUCGGUUAAUCGAGAACGCUCGCGCCAUUGUGCCAAUUUCAACGGAGGGCCACCGUAAACACUCCCAAAUGAGAGACGCUAUUGAUAUUAUGGAGACGUGGCGCGAU